Messenger RNA from Exophiala dermatitidis NIH/UT8656, 1700 nucleotides. RefSeq lists its product as uncharacterized. NCBI's taxonomy places the organism in Eukaryota, Fungi, Ascomycota, Eurotiomycetes, Chaetothyriales, Herpotrichiellaceae. Bases 209 to 1120 code for a protein of 303 amino acids. The transcript has a single exon. Gene Ontology annotation, molecular function: RNA binding. The record is from RefSeq and is a predicted model, not a curated record.
CGGGUGCCUACCACUAGUAGCAGAGACCCUCUCGGUUUCCUACUACUAAGCCACCUUUUCAGCCCCCUACAAUCGGCGCGUCGGCCGCAUGACGCAGUCUGUGAGUUUGCCCGCUGAUCAUUUUUUCGCGGCGCAAUAUUAUUUUGCAGAAACCUGACCGUCUUUUCCCGCGACUCUUAAAGGCAUAUCAUAUUUGUCACUAUUCAGCAUGUCGAAGAAAAGGAAGCGCGAUCAAGACGAGCCCCGGGAUCUUCCCGAGCCGUUUGAGACGGACGCUCCGACGCAGGCGGGUGCUGCAGGUCAAGAUUCACAAACCAAGAAGGAAGAGCGGAAAGGCGCAGCGCGGCAGGCAAGAUCUGAACGUAGAUCCAAGAAAGUCAAGAAGUCAAAAGAACAGAGUUCUCAACCAACCUCUGGGACGACUGCUUUGUCCACAGACGAAAAACCGAGCGCUCCCUCAGACAAGGAAGUGCAGCCUACAGACCAGGACCAAGCCGUGGUUGACGAGAAUUCGAGCGACAAGAUACACAAAAAAGCGAAAAAAUUGAAGAAGGUGGACGGAGAUCAUAAGGAAGCAUCCGAGUCAGCUGCAAGGUUCAUCGUCUUCGUCGGCAACCUUCCCUUCAGCGCCACGGCAGCCCAAGUUAAAGAUCACUUUUCUAAGCUCGCCCCAAGCAGCGUCCGCCUCUCCACAGACAAGGCGACUGGGAAAGGAAAAGGCUUUGCAUUCGUCGAGUUUGACAGCUAUGAUAAAAUGAAGACUUGUUUGAAGCUCUACCAUCAUUCGAUAUUCGACCCCAACUCCAAGGCAGAGGAUGGCGAACCCAGGAGGGAAGCCUCGAGCGGCAAGAAGAAGGGUCGAAGAAUCAACGUCGAAUUGACCGCCGGCGGCGGCGGAGCGAAGAGUCAGGAUCGCUUGAUGAAGAUCAAAACGAAAAACGAAAAACUCAAUGAAGAGCGCAAACGGCAGCUCAUCAAGGACAAGUCUGAGCAGAAGAAGGCCGCGGCCAAGGCAAAGGCUGCUCCCGGGACUGGCGCGAACGCCACCGAGGCCAGCGGUGCUGCGCAGGAUGAUCGCGGUGCCAUACAUCCUAGUCGUUUGGCUCGUGUACAGCAUUGAAUGUGCCAAUGUUUGCCAGGGAGACGUAAUGCCCGCUCUGUUUUGCGGCCGGGGAACACGUUGAAGAUUCAACGCCUCCGGUCAAUGUGCGUUCUUCCAAUUAGAUUGCUCAUUUAUUAUUCGUAUGAUGGAGAGAUUCUCUUCUACAAUCUCAACCACACCUAUGUCGGAGUUGAAGUUGAGCGAACGAUGGAGGACGAAGCAGCGAAGCUGUGAAAGUGUCUAUGUCCACCUUUUUGCAAUGCGUCCCUGAAACCCCUUGCCAUCCCAAAAGAACACCCAAAAUGUCGCCUCCCAAAAAACACUGCUAAAGAAUGCUGCACCUCGAUUUCUUCUUCGUAGUGGUUGGUCGAGGGUUAAGUACGGCUCUAGAAUGCAGGUCAGCACCGUGGUGAAAUUUGCUAUAAAUGUUGGUUUAUUACCUGAUCGCUUCGUCAAACACGCUUUUGAGAUUUCGUUGUGUCAAUGCGGAGCACUCCAGAUAUUUGACCGCUUUAAUUUCUUUGGCCACAGCAAGUGCCUGCUCGUAUGAUACAGGUUCCAUUUUUUUCGCCCUCAGACUAUCGGCCGUGGCUUUAUC